This is a messenger RNA of Euleptes europaea (tarantolino), 234 nucleotides long. Its product is annotated as cortexin-3-like. NCBI's taxonomy places the organism in Eukaryota, Metazoa, Chordata, Lepidosauria, Squamata, Sphaerodactylidae. The transcript has a single exon. The record is from RefSeq and is a predicted model, not a curated record. The coding region runs from base 1 to 234 and encodes 77 amino acids.
AUGGCCGAAGGCCCGGGCAGCUCCCUGCCGCCCCUGGCCAGCGCCAUGCUGCCAACCCCGGCCUUGAGCUCAGAGCAACGGGCGGCUCUGGUCUUCGUCUUCCUCCUCUUCGUUGUCCUGGGCUUGCUGAUCGUCCGUUGCUUCCGGAUCUUGCUGGACCCCUACCGCAGCACGCCGACCUCCAUGUGGACCGACUACAUGGAAAAAGACACCUUCGGCUACCGGCUGGCCUGA